This is a messenger RNA of Acanthisitta chloris (rifleman), 1347 nucleotides long. Its product is annotated as arylacetamide deacetylase-like 4. The record is from RefSeq and is a predicted model, not a curated record. Gene Ontology annotation, molecular function: carboxylic ester hydrolase activity. NCBI's taxonomy places the organism in Eukaryota, Metazoa, Chordata, Aves, Passeriformes, Acanthisittidae. The transcript is spliced from 3 exons. The annotation marks the transcript as partial. Gene Ontology annotation, cellular component: membrane.
GGAAGGAUUUUGGAGAAGACUGGACUUUGCAGCCAACUCACUUUUGGCCGAUACGUACGACAGGGACGGAAACUAGGGCUGGAUCCAAAGCUCUUUAUCCAGGAUCUGCAGUUUAACAAAGUACCUGUGAGGGUUUAUCAGCCUAAAGCUACCUCUGAUGGGCGAAGGAGAGGCAUCCUCUUCUUUCAUGGAGGAGGUUGGGUAUUUGGAAGCCUUGAUACCUAUGAAAAAGUAUGUCGCUACCUCUCCAGGGAGAGUGACUCUGUAGUGGUGUCUGUGCAGUACCGUUUAGCCCCUGAACACAAGUACCCUGCGGCGUACGAAGACUGCCUGAACACCACCGAGCACUUCCUGAGCAACACCGAGCACUUCGGGGUGGAUCCUGCCCGAGUCAUCGUCUGUGGGGACAGUGCUGGGGGCAAUCUAGCAGCUGCUGUUAGCCAGACCCUUGCAGGCAGGUCAGACCUCCCCAGACUCCGUGCUCAGAUCCUGAUCUACCCAGGCCUUCAGGCACUGGACUUCAAUUUACCAUCCUAUCAUCAAAACCGAGGAGUCCCUCUGCGCUUCCGAGAACGUGCCGCUUUCUUUGCUUUGCUCUACCUAAAUGGGCAUGCAAUGCACAUACAAGAGGUCUUGGAGGGCUCUCAUAUUCCUCCAGACAUGAGGCUGAAGUACAGGAAGUGGGUGAGUCCAGAUAACAUCCCUGAGAGAUUUAAGGUCAGAGGUGUGAAGCCGCUCGGACCCAUCGAUUUUAUAGCUGAAGUUUAUGAGACAGUGAAGAGAUUCUGUGAGCCCAACCUGUGCCCAUUGCUGGCUGAAGAUGCUGUUGUUCACCAGCUGCCUGAGUCUUUCAUCCUGACCUGUGAGUACGACGUGCUGCGGGACGAUGGGUUGCUGUACAAGAAGAGAUUGGAGGACAAUGGUGUUCGAGUGACCUGGUACCACCUCGAGGAUGGAUUCCAUGGGAUCAUAAGCCUAUAUGAUUAUUGUGGUUUCUCAUUUCCAUCUGGGAAAAGGGGAUUGGACAGCGUGGUUACCUUCCUAAAAAGCUUAUAGUAAACAUCUUAGAUUCCAUGAGUCUGUUCAUGCCUCAAACCUAGGGAAAACAUCUUUUUAGGAUAUUUAAUAUCUGGAGAUGGGUAGUCAGUCAGGGGCAGCCAUGAACAACGAUAAACAAGGCUCAUCAGAACCUCAUUCCAGCUGUUAGUUGGAACAUGGAAUAUGCAAACCUUAUACAAGCUUGUACCAUACUGCAAGCCCUUUAGCUCUGUCAGUAAAGAACAGUACUUUGAAUGGACAUCCUGGCUUGCUCCAGUUUCAAAUAAAAUGUGUCUGUAUGAAGAGAAA